AUGAUCCAUUUUCCCGUGAAAGUCACAGAGGGGUUUAUUGGCCAUUACGAGGAAUCCAUUGUGUUAAUAUCGGUGCUUUCGCGGCUUUUCGCCGACGGGUUUGUCCUGGUCUUGCCCGGAGGCGCUGCCUUCCAGGAGCUCGUGGAGGGAGAGGAGAGAGAGGAGAGAGCCGCGGAGAGCGGAGAGUGUGCAGAGGUUACAGCCGCGAGGAUGGAGCCUUCCGCCGGCCCGCCAACGGAUUUCGCGAUGCGCCACCCGUGCGUAAAACGCUGGCACCGUCUCCAGAGCGCGCAGGAGGGAAACAACACGGUCUAAAACUGCCAUUGACCACAUCAGACCUGCAGGAGGUCACACCGAGUCUUUACAAGCAUCGUGUUUUUUUUUUCAACUUUGGAGGAAAGGAUACAUAGAGAGCCAGGAAGAUCGCCAUGUCUUCGAGGAUUUAGUUUUUCUUUUCUUUUUUUCAAACCGGGUAAUUGCAUCCCUGUGGAUAUAAAGUGUGGACAGUUUUAAGAGUGAAGAGAAAAGAAGUGGAAUCCCCCCCCCUUGGGGUCCCAUUUCUCAGAGAGCAUGGAGAACAUUUCUUUCCCCGGCAGUGGGCUGCCUCUGUGUAACGACUCUGUGGACCUCUACUCCAUCGCGUCGGGAAACGGCACCGACCUGAACUGCACUCCCCCGUCCCUGUUCUACCCCUCUGACCAGUUCUCCGUCAUCCUGCCGGUCAUCUACUCCGUCAUCUGCGCGGUGGGGCUGACCGGAAACACGGCCGUCAUCUACGUCAUCCUCAAAGCCCCCAAGAUGAAAACGGUCACCAACAUGUUCAUCCUCAACCUGGCCAUCGCGGACGACCUCUUCACUCUGGUCCUGCCCAUAAACAUAGCCGAGUACCUGCUGAAGUACUGGCCCUUCGGCCAGGUUCUCUGCAAAGUGAUCCUCAGCAUUGACCACUACAACAUCUUCUCCAGCAUCUAUUUCCUGACGGUGAUGAGCGUCGACCGCUACCUGGUGGUCCUGGCCACGGUGAAGUCCAGGCGGAUGCCCUACCGCACCUACCGGGCGGCCAAGAUCGUCUCGCUGUGCGUGUGGGUGCUGGUCAUCCUCAUCGUCAUGCCCUUCACGCUGUUCGCCAGCGUGGACGUCAACCCGGACAGCGGCAGGAAGAGCUGCGUGCUGGACUUCCCCAGCCCCGAGAGCCUGUGGAUCAAGACCAGCCGCGUCUACACGCUCAUACUGGGCUUCGCCAUCCCCGUGUCCACCAUCUGCAUCCUGUACAGCACCAUGCUCUACAGGCUGAGGAGCAUGCGGCUCAACAGCAACGCCAAGGCGCUGGACAAAGCCAAGAAGAAGGUCACCAUCAUGGUGUUCAUCGUCCUGGCCGUCUGCUUGUUCUGCUGGACGCCCUUCCACCUCAGCACCAUCGUGGCCCUGACCACGGACCUGGUCCCCACCCCGCUCCUGAUAGGGAUCUCCUACAUGAUCACCAGCUUGAGCUACGCCAACUCCUGCCUCAACCCCUUUCUCUACGCCUUCCUGGACGACAGCUUCAGGAAAGCCUUCCGGAAGAUGCUGGAGUGCAGGCCGGCCUGAGGGCCAGACCCGUGUCCACUCAGGCAUGGACCAAUCGGAUAGCGUGGGGGAAAUAACCUAUUUCACCCAGGUUGUACGACGUUUUCAUGUUCAAACAUGGAAUCAGUUGUCUAGUUACGUCCAUAGCAACGAUACAUCGAGAAGAUUCAACUAAACAAUAUCUUGAAUUCCUUAAUUGAGGUUAACAGGAGUCCCUGUGGAUAAGAGGAACCAAAUUAGACCAAUAGCCUUCUCCGUGAGAAAAAGACAAAUUAUCUCGAAGAUUUUGGAGGAUAUAUUGAGCAAUAUUGGUUGCAAUAGAUGUCGACAAUUGUAGAUAACAUGCCUAAUUGUGGAAUCACACCGUAAGACAACAGCUAUAUCCAGCUGUGUCAAAGAAUGGAGAUCAUUUCCGAGAAUAGGAGGACUGCGUCAGUCAUGAAAGUCGAUAGAUGGGAAGCCCCCUCGUGUGUGACCUCCAAAUGCCUGUGUCCACUUCCCCUGGACCGAGGACCGUCCCUGGCAGGGUCAGACAUUAGCCGUGGAGAACACUGCGUCAGCGCUUUACAUGGUGUUCUGGAUGGAGAGCAGGCCUUCUUUUUUAUUAUUAUUAUCAUUAAUACAAAAUGAAAAAAACGUUUCUAAUAGUCUGAGUAUAUCAGGCUUAAAAAUGGUUGUUAAUAUGGGAAAUCUGACUAGUUUUCUAUGAGUUAUGUCCCGGGCUGGUUGGGUUACUUCAGAGCCUUAAGGGUGUGAUAACAAAGAAUAAAUGUGUUGUCAAAAUCAGAUGUUUAACAAGAAAUAUAAGAAAUAUGUAGGUUAUCUGAAAUGUUGGUGCCAUCUACCUCUAGAAAAGGUUUUUACAGCAUCUGUUUGAAUGGAGGAAGAACAGUUCUUCUAAUUCCAGGUCUGACCUGAGAAGUGACCGGUUCUGAUGGCGGUAUUGUAGAUAUGAGGGAAAUGAGGGAUAUGGGAUAUGGAAAAGCUACUCUGCUUCUCUUGUGAACUAUUUUUUUCCGUGAGCUUUUGUUGCCCCCUGUUGUCGGCGGGGGAGUUCUGCCUCAAAUUUAAAUCCUUAAUUCAAAUUCUACACGUAUAUGUGCAUAAAUUUAAAUAUUUCUGAAACGUUAUUGG
Messenger RNA from Menidia menidia (Atlantic silverside), 2700 nucleotides. The record is from the annotation of a GenBank genome assembly. NCBI's taxonomy places the organism in Eukaryota, Metazoa, Chordata, Actinopteri, Atheriniformes, Atherinopsidae.